CGGAUAUCGAGCGGCUACAGAACAAUGUCCACUAUGGCCGCUCAAGUAAUAGCUGGAAUACCCCCAGUCACUCUGCUCAUAGAGGAAAGGCUCCGCCUGUACAGCAGGGAUGAUGCUAAGCUUCGUACUACCAGGUUGCUGGAAAGAAGCACAACUCUGGAGAAAUGGCAGCAUGUGUGGAGCGACCACUCAGAGACGGCAAUGUGGAGCAAGACUCUGAUCCCGGACGUAAGACAGUGGGUUAGCUGUAAACAUCGAAGGCUAGACUUCUACUUGACCCAGUUUCUAUCGGGCCAUGGAUACUUUGGGGAUUACACCAAAAGAAUGGGAAUCACGGAGGGCAGCAUCUGCGGUUAUUGCGGAGAGGAGGACUCCCCGGAGCACACGAUCUUUGUGUGUCAAAGAUGGGCCGCAUGGAGGAGCAAUACAGAGUCAGUUAUCGGUGCGGAGGUCAAUAGCAGAAGCAUCACCAUACUCAUGAUGAAAAGUAAGGAGAACUGGAACACAAUACAGAGGUUCGUUCGUAAUGUGAUGAACGCAAAGCGCAGGGACGACAUUUUGCACUAGCAGAAGAAACGAGCAUAUCCGCUGCGAAUGCAUCUGAAGACAUGCCGC
Molecule: messenger RNA, 615 nt
Organism: Acanthoscelides obtectus
Lineage: Eukaryota; Metazoa; Arthropoda; Insecta; Coleoptera; Chrysomelidae
Source: the annotation of a GenBank genome assembly